AUGUUUUGGUUUAAAUCACACGUAUCCAGCGCGCUUUUGCAGCUAAUCGUCAAUGACACCUUCGAUGCGGUGACUCAACUUCGCCGACGCGAUGCAAUCGACCGGGUAAUCGCGGCCGUACAUACACAACGCGCCAUACUCACGAUCGCUUACUUCGGCGCCUUUAGCGAUAUAGAACCUUACAUAACCGCGGCCAAUACGACGCCCAAAUUUGUAAUAACUCAAGGAUGCAAUGAGCCACUGGGCGCCGCUACGGUGGCGGAUAAGUUUAGCAGCGACAUAUUUUACAUUGCCGUCGGCCAACUGACGCGCAAUCCCAUGUGGCAACGCAUGAACGACGUGCUGGCCGAUAGACAGACGCGUGUGCGCGGUCUGUUUGUGGUGCCACGGCAUGUGACUCGUCGGCAGGUGUACAGCAGUCAGGUGAGCGAGCAUUUUGAGUGGUGUUGGCGCAAUGGUUUUAUCAAUGCGAUGGUAUUGGUGGAUGAUAAUGCCGAAGAAAACAACAAGAAAAAACCUUUCACUGUGUACGGUUAUGAUCGCUUUCCACAAUUGCGCGUACGACAGAUGCCGGUUCACGCGGCCUGGUUCAGCGAUAAGUUGAAGAAUUUCCAUCGCAGCAGCGUGCGCACCACCUAUCAGUUCGAUCCACCGCGCGCUUUUCAACUGCAACCUUGGAUGCAAAACAAUUCGGAAAUAGUUGGCUAUGCGGCGGAAAUGCUAAUAGCGCUCGCUAAGACACACAAUGCCACGCUGCAACUGGUAACUUUAAACAACUCGAGUCAUUACAAUAUUAUGAGCGUUAUUGAUCAGAUUCGACGCGGCGGUUUGGACAUAUCAAUGAAUUUGUAUUUUUUCUAUCCGGGUUUGCGUUUAAGUUAUCCCAUACGGAUGCAGCCAAUUUCUGUCUUAGUCCCAUCUAGCGGUGAAAUCGAGCGUUUCCGUUAUUUUGUGCGCCCUUUUCAGACCCACACGUGGUUCUGUUUUAUUCUUGGCCUGCUCUACUUAAGUCUUAUACGCCGCUUGUCGGAUCGUAUAUCCUCCUAUUGGAAUCCACAGGUGCGACCCAGCUUCGGACGCGGCUGCUUGGAAGUGUGGCGUUUGCUACUCUUUCUGCCCAUCAACACGCCGUGCGAUCGCAAAUGCUUUCACUGGCACAGUGCCAGCACUUUAGUGCUCACAGCUUUACUUGGUUUCAUGCUCACAAAUCUUUAUCAAGCUUCGCUCACCAGCUUCUUGGCUUCAGCCAUAUUUCGUCCACCUUGGAACACAUUGGCGUCUUUGGUCGAGCACAAUGUCAGCAUAAAUACUAACUUUAAUGAAAUAGAGGUCUUACGCAACAGCAGCAGUUUGUCUAAGGACUUCUUUCGACUGUUGAUUCCGCGUGAUCCCACCGAAUUGAGAGACGAAUUAAUGGCAUUAAAGCCGAACGCUUAUACCGCCUGUGCAGAUGUGGUGCACUUUGUGUUACUGCAGCAGGAACACAUGGACCGAAAGCCUUUGCAUGAGUGUGGAGAAAGUAUUGCCACAUUGCCGUUUGGAUUUUUGCUGCCCAAUCGGUCGCCCUACGAGCACUUAGUAAAUCGGUUCAUUUUGCGGGCGCAAGCCGCAGGCCUUACUAUCAAAUGGAUUGAAAGCGCGAAAAGCGAUGGGUUUCGUGCGGGUAUACUGCGUAAGCGCAAACAAAAGCGACCUUUGAAGCAGCCACUGAAUCAGGAGUAUUUUCAAUUCGCCUGGAUUGUGUGGUCAGCGGGACUGUUGAGUGCCCUCUGUGGUUUUGCAUUGGAGAAUCUGUGUUAUUUUACGCAAAGCAAGAAGCUAAUGCUGAGUUAA
This is a messenger RNA of Rhagoletis zephyria (snowberry fruit fly), 1833 nucleotides long. RefSeq lists its product as uncharacterized. NCBI's taxonomy places the organism in Eukaryota, Metazoa, Arthropoda, Insecta, Diptera, Tephritidae. The record is from RefSeq and is a predicted model, not a curated record.